ACUUGGAAGGGCACUCAAUGACAUGGUGUUACAGGGGUUGGUCCCAGAGGCAAAGCUGGACUCAUUCAAUCUGCCAUAUUAUGGGCCUACUGCAGAGGAAGUGAGGAGGUUGAUUGAGGCACAAGGAUCUUUUACUCUCAACAGACUUGAAGUUUUCAAUAUGGAGUGGGAUCCCAACAUGAACAGGGACGAGGGGUUUGACGAGCAAGAAAGUGGAAAACUUGUCUCAGAUAUGCUGAGAGCAGUGGGAGAGCCCAUGCUGAAACAUCACUUUGGACUAGAAAUUAUGGAUGAUCUGUUCAGUAGGGUUACUGAGAAGAUAAUUGACUGCAUAGUGACAGAGAAAUGGCAGUCCACUAAUCUAAUCGUUUCCUUGACAAGGAAGGGUGCUUGAAGGUUUAUGUGAAAUAAUUUAUAUGCUAUGUCCAAUAAUUUAUGAUUGAAAACA
Molecule: messenger RNA, 448 nt
Organism: Vitis riparia (riverbank grape)
Lineage: Eukaryota; Viridiplantae; Streptophyta; Magnoliopsida; Vitales; Vitaceae
Product: benzoate carboxyl methyltransferase-like
Exons: 2
Coding region: 23-394 (123 amino acids)
Biological process (GO): methylation
Molecular function (GO): S-adenosylmethionine-dependent methyltransferase activity
Source: RefSeq, a predicted model, not a curated record